AACAAAGGCAGCCCGGCCACUUGUCAGGGAUGAGAUGCUGUAGACGGGCUUUGGUCGGUGGUCCUUCUCGAUAAUAUCUGGAGGAUGGAGUGUCGGGGACUAAUGCUUGCGAUAGCCGCCGCUUGUUUCAUAGGCCUGGUGGUGAGCCAGACCACACUUAGUCCUGCUGUGAUUAACACCACUCUCAUCGAGAAUGUGACCAGUCUGACUCUAACUCCCGUGAUCCUCAGCAGCACGACCCCGGGCUGCUUUGCCUUCAACACUUCAACUUGUGAGCCUUGUGCCCCGGGAUCGCAGUACGAUAACAACACCCUGCUGUGUACAUGCUGUUCUGACCCUGGGCUGUGUCUAUUUCCUGGAGCUUGCCUGGCGUGUGCCAAAGGUUUCUAUCAGCCACUUGCUGGACAGCAGCAGUGUUUGCCCUGCAACCAGGGCUUCUACACAAAUUUCACUGGAAGUCCACUAUGUAGCUCCUGUCCUCCUGGAUCCUUCAACAAUAAUACUGGUGGAGACAGUUGCACAAGUUGUUCACCAGGUUUCUUUUCAUCACGGCAGAGUUCUACUUUAUGCUCUCCAUGUGCACAAGGAAGUUUUUGCAAUUCCUCUGGUUGUACAGAGUGCCAUAUGUGUCCUGGAGGAACAGAGUCUCUACAGGCCGCUGCCAAAGACUGCACACCAUGUCGGCCAGGCAUGCACAAGGCUCCCCAUCAGACUAUGUGUCAAAUCUGCAGCAGUGGUUUCUACCAGAUCCACUGGGGCCAGGAAAGCUGCAAUGUCUGCCCAGAGAAUCACUACUGCCCUAGUCCAGAUGUGAACCCCAUUCUGUGUCCAAAUGACGCCUUUUGUCCAGAGGGCAGCUUGGCUCCAGGCUACUGCAUGGAGACCUUCUUCCGCAAAGCAGGGGACACUUGUGAAUUGGCUCCUGUCACUAUUGCUCUAUUAGUUAUUGGAGGUGGAGUGGCUUUACUCUUCAUAAUUUUAAUGGUUCUGCGUCGAAGAAGAGACACCGAUGGAGAGCUGACUGUAGCCCGAACUCCAUUAUUACGCAAAGAGCGACCUCAGGGUCGAUACUAUGGGAUCCCCUGUGACGCAGAACCUGUAUAUGCUGGCUGGUGAACGUAAGGACCUCAGUUUAGCUUUCCUAUAGUCAGUGCUUCGUCGGACAAAGCCAACUGAAGUAUUUUCUCCAUGUGGGUCACCACUGAAGACAAAAGGACUGAUAGAGGAAAACUGAUGGUAAAAUCCUAGGCUGGUGCAUCGAGAGUGCAUUGACAAUCCACCAGCCUUUUUUAUGUGAUACAUUUGAAUAUAUUAUCGAGAAACAGAAGCUCAGUCUUUUGUGAAUUCUUGUAGUUUGACACUGUUACAGUUGUUCCACUCAGAGAUAAACACUCUCCUUUUGUAAACUAGGUAAUUGGAUUAUGAGAGGUAUGCUGGAACGCUGCAAAUGAGAUGCGUGCCUCAACGUGGUGGGAACCUCUCUCUCUUAUGAAAAGCACUUUUUUUAACCAAGCUAAUUGAUUUACUUUGCACUCGUGUUGGUCGACUUGUGGGUGCCUCCAUUAACUCGCGUAGUUCCACAGUGACACAGAGGAGUAAACUGUGGUUGGUGCCUCGUGUUUUUUAAUGCAUUUGAUUUAAGUACGUCAUGUUGUCUGUAGUUUCAUUGAUACCUUUGCCUGAUAUUUUUCACCUGCUUUUUUAAGGUUAUAUUUGUAUGUUUUAAAAGAAAAUAAAUUAAA
Molecule: messenger RNA, 1742 nt
Organism: Toxotes jaculatrix (banded archerfish)
Lineage: Eukaryota; Metazoa; Chordata; Actinopteri; Toxotidae
Product: tumor necrosis factor receptor superfamily member 9
Exons: 9
Coding region: 85-1116 (343 amino acids)
Source: RefSeq, a predicted model, not a curated record